Molecule: messenger RNA, 3252 nt
Organism: Betta splendens (Siamese fighting fish)
Lineage: Eukaryota; Metazoa; Chordata; Actinopteri; Anabantiformes; Osphronemidae
Gene: ppp3ccb
Product: protein phosphatase 3, catalytic subunit, gamma isozyme, b
Exons: 14
Coding region: 492-2036 (514 amino acids)
Biological process (GO): calcineurin-mediated signaling
Cellular component (GO): calcineurin complex; cytoplasm
Molecular function (GO): calmodulin-dependent protein phosphatase activity; calmodulin binding
Source: RefSeq, a predicted model, not a curated record
AAUCCGACAGAGGUCUGGGCGACACAUCGGAUCACGACUGAGCGGAGCGAAAGUCCAGCGGCCUGUAACCGAUGCAGCGGCUCCGAUAGGACGGGACACAGCUGGUAUGAGCCGACGCUCUGCUCGCUGCUCCCGCGGACAGUGAUCGGCGGUGCCCGGGCCGUUUCCUGUACCCAUCCACCCCACACUCCCUGACAGCGGCUGGGCACCACUGCAGCGCAGAGCACGGAAAGAAAACUGUAGUUAGUCGGCUGCGGAGCCCCCUCCCUCCUCCCUCCCCCGCCAGGUUUAGCCCCGGCCCGGCCCGGCGCGGCCCGGCCCGGCUCGUCUGCCCUGCGCGGACCCGAGCGCUGCCGCCACCGCAGUCUACCCGCGACUAGCUAGCGCGGCUAGCUGUCUCUUGCUAGCUAGCUAGCUGGCUGGUCUGGAAUCCUGCAAGUUCGGUUCGGUGUUUAUCUAAAUUUUCGAGCCGCAGACCAGUAGGACGGAACAUGUCGACGAAGGAGCAGAACAAAGUGUCCACUACCGAGCGACCUAUUAAAGCGGUGCCAUAUCCUCCCGGUGUGCGCCUGUCGGUCAAAGACCUGUACAGGGACGGCAGGCCCACGGUGGACGUGCUGAAGGCCCAUCUGGUGAAGGAGGGCCGGCUGGAGGAGGAGGCCGCCCUGCGAAUCAUCAAUGAGGGAGCCAGCAUCCUCCGCCAGGAAAAGUGCAUGCUGGAAGUGGAAGCCCCCAUCACAGUGUGCGGCGACGUCCAUGGGCAGUUCUUUGACCUGAUGAAGCUUUUUGAGGUGGGCGGAUCCCCUAGCAACACCCGCUACUUGUUCCUCGGGGACUACGUGGACCGAGGCUACUUCAGCAUCGAGUGUGUGCUCUAUCUGUGGGCGUUGAAGAUCAACUACCCCAACACCCUCUUCCUCCUCAGAGGCAACCACGAGUGCCGGCACCUGACAGAGUAUUUCACCUUCAAACAGGAGUGUAAAAUAAAGUACUCGGAGCGUGUGUAUGACGCCUGCAUGGACGCGUUUGACUGCCUGCCACUGGCUGCGCUGCUCAACCAGCAGUUCCUCUGUGUGCACGGAGGCCUGAGCCCUGAAAUCACCUGCCUGGACGACAUACGAAAGCUGGACCGCUUUAAGGAGCCUCCUGCGUUUGGACCUAUGUGUGACCUGCUGUGGUCCGACCCUGGUGAGGAUUAUGGUGCAGAAAAGACCCAGGAACACUUCUGCCACAACAGCGUGAGGGGCUGCUCGUAUUUCUACAGCUAUCCGGCAGUCUGUGACUUCUUGAUGAACAACAACCUGUUGUCAGUGAUACGAGCUCAUGAAGCCCAGGAUGCCGGCUAUCGAAUGUACAGGAAGAGCCAGACGACAGGCUUCCCUUCUUUAAUUACCAUCUUCUCAGCGCCCAACUACCUGGACGUGUACAAUAACAAAGCGGCGGUGCUAAAAUAUGAGAAUAAUGUGAUGAACAUCCGUCAGUUCAACUGCUCCCCUCACCCCUACUGGCUGCCUAACUUCAUGGACGUCUUCACCUGGUCUCUGCCUUUCGUUGGAGAGAAAGUGACCGAGAUGUUGGUGAACGUGCUGAACAUCUGCUCCGAUGACGAGCUCAUGUCCGAAGGAGACGACACGUGUGAGGGUGGAACCCCGGCCGUCAGAAAGGAGGUGAUCAGGAAUAAGAUCCGAGCCAUUGGAAAGAUGGCCCGUGUCUUCUCUGUGCUCAGAGAGGAGAACGAGAGUGUGUUACAGCUCAAGGGGCUGACCCCGACUGGAACGCUGCCUCUGGGAGUUCUGUCCGGAGGCCGGCGGACGCUGCAGAGCGCCACCGUAGAGGCAGAAGAGGCACGAGCCAUUCAAGGCUUCAACCCGCAGCACAAGAUCCAAAGCUUCGAGGAGGCUCGGGGUCUGGACCGGAUCAACGAGCGCAUGCCUCCUCGCCGCGACAGCAAGCAGCAGGAAGCCGCUCCCUGCCUGAACAACCUGCCGGCCAGCACCGGGCCUCUGGACAAGAACGGCACCAACGCGCAGGCCUAGACGCUCCCUUUAUCGCCUCUCCUCCUUUUUCUUUCUCCUCCUUUCUUCACUGAAGCAGUUCAGUCCGAGCGAGACUCUCACCGCUUAAUUUAUUUUACCAUCUAAGUAUCAUAGUUUAAGACUGAGCAGGAAAAGAUCAGAAGCGUUCAGGACUCCACUGAAGCAGCCACGGCCCAGUUUGUAACCAGGAGGCUGGCGGUCGAAGCAACGGUUUGUUGUUUUGCUUUAUUCCAAGUUGUUAGGGAGGAAGUGACAUCAUUCAAACGCUGUGUUCGUGCCCACACACAAACGGUCAAAUUGCAUAAAUCCACCCUUUCUUAUGCCAACGAUAGUGUGACUGAGCUCCGAGGAGCAACAUUUAUAUUAUAUGUAUAUUUUAAUUGUUCCCUCUUUUCAGUGUGAUGUUUUUUUACAGCACAUAGAUUUAGGCUUAAUGUUCCAGAGCAGGGUGAGAAAGGAGGGGGGGCUGAGGACGGAGGGUUAUCACGCUUUAAUGCAGCAGAAAUGAUGAAAGUCAGAGACCAGAAGAAAACUCUUAACUCAAGGUCAUUCAACUCUGACCCUGAGCUGGUCAUGACAACAAUUCCGGAUCUCGAGCAAAGACUUUUCUUUCUUUUCCUUAAGUGGGGUCUCCAGCUUUGUGGCUUUAGCUGUUGUUUCUGUCAGGACCCAGAAUGCUAAAUGCUGAAAACAUGUCGGAUAGCAGCGUCGUGAAAAGUUCUCCUCUGUUCCACCUGCAAGUCAGAGGUCACACAACUCCUUCACACUCAACAGAUGUUAUGACUAAUGCAGAUAUUAGCCUGUCAAAGGAGCUUUGACGUUAGCGGCGUUGCUCAACAGAUUCACCCGAGCAUCAAACAUCAGCUGAUUUAUUUAAAGAGCCGUUAUUAGAUGGAGGUUGUCGCUUCUAAAACAAUCAUCCUGAUACAAAUCACAGUCAGAGUCUCCAAGAGUUGCAGUUACUGGGUUGGUGCUGAACAGGAAGCUGAGCUGAGGAGAACCUGGGGGUUGAGUGAACUUUCCCUCUUUGUGUUUGGGAGGUGGGUCUGAACAACAUAUCUCACAGAAUGUACAGAAGCGCUUUAAAACUAGAAUAAAAAGAUUCUGUUUUUCUUUACGUUCAAUUGGAAAAGGCAACUUUUUGUGGACUAUAUGUAUUGCGAGGCCUCUCAUUUAUGUAGAUGUUUCACUCCAUUCAAAUAAAACCUGAAAAGUC